AAGUUUAUAAUCAUUAUUCAUCUUCACCUGGCAAAAUUCCAUUACAUAUUCAAUCAAUCUUAAAAAAAUCAAUUGAACAAGAAACUGAAAAAUCAACAGAUAUUAGUGUUAAAAAUAUUUGUUCAGCAUAUAAGAAAAUGUUUAUUUCAUUUUUUAAUUAUAUUGAAAUAUUAACAUCUCAAAAACUUCAAUUUCAACAUAUUUAUAAUACUGGAUUAGGUUUUAUUGUUGUUAAUUUAAAUUUGGCUCAAGCAAAAGUUUAUUUUCAAAGAACUAUUCAUAAUAGUAAUUAUUCUAAUAAAGCAAAAAGUUUAAUGAAUGAAUUAAUUAAUCAAACUAAUAAGGAAGAUAUUCAACAAUUGUUUAAAGCUUUGGAAAAAUUAAAUGAACUAAAAAUACAAGAUUGGAUUUCAUUUUAUAAAACUCCUUGGAUUUUAGUAUUAUUAACACAAGCUUAUACUAAAAUGCUAACUAAUCUAUGGAAUUCUACUCCAUUUGAUACCAAUAUUGCUGAAUCUGCAUAG
Dentiscutata heterogama is the source of this 524-nucleotide messenger RNA. NCBI's taxonomy places the organism in Eukaryota, Fungi, Glomeromycota, Glomeromycetes, Diversisporales, Gigasporaceae. The record is from the annotation of a GenBank genome assembly.